AUGGGAUAUAUGCCAGAUUACGUGGUGUAUCAUGAACUGAUCAUGACAGUGAAGGAGUACAUGCAGUGCGUUACUUCCGUUGAAGCAGCAUGGUUGGCGGAACUUGGCCCAAUGUUUUAUUCAUUGAAAGAAGCUGGUUCAACUCGAAUCGAAAAAAGACUGCAGAGCAUACGCAAAGCUCGUAACAUGGAAGAAGAGCUGAAGCAGGCAAGCAGUGAACUGAGUGGAAUCGAGCGAACAGCGCGUUCGCCAGCAGGAUCCACUCGAAUAGCGGAACCUGGAAAAGUGCCCGCUUCCGUGAGAUCUUCGGCAAGAUUCGGCAUGUAG
Gongylonema pulchrum is the source of this 327-nucleotide messenger RNA. Lineage: Eukaryota; Metazoa; Nematoda; Chromadorea; Rhabditida; Gongylonematidae. The record is from the annotation of a GenBank genome assembly.